Molecule: messenger RNA, 2490 nt
Organism: Taeniopygia guttata (zebra finch)
Lineage: Eukaryota; Metazoa; Chordata; Aves; Passeriformes; Estrildidae
Source: RefSeq, a predicted model, not a curated record
CAGCUUACCUGCGUCCGUUUGUUCUGGAUUACACGGAGCCCCUGUGGGGAAGGGACCUGAUGGCCCGGGGGGGGGUCUCAUUGACCAUUCCUACCCCCCAGGUUUUUCGGGCAGCGGUCACUGAGGAGCGUCCUACCCAAAAGUUAAAUUGGCUCUCUGAUGUUCCAAUCUGGGUAGAGCAGUGGCCGCUCAAUAAACAAAAAUUGAAAGCGCUCCAAAAACUCGUGGCAGAACAACUUGCCAAGGGACAUAUCCAAGAAACAACAUCUCCUUGGAAUUCCCCCAUCUUUGUCCUGAAAAAACCAGGCAAAGACGAAUGGCGGUUGCUUCACGACCUCCGUGCCAUCAACAAUGUGAUCGAAAAUAUGGGUCCACUCCAACCAGGGAUGCCGUCCCCCACAAUGUUACCCAAAGAUUGGGAAUUGGCUGUGAUUGACAUCAAAAAUUGCUUCUUUCAUAUCCCCCUCCACCCAGACGAUGCACCACGUUUUGCCUUCUCGGUUCCGUCCCUUAACCGAGAAGCCCCAAUGGAGCGGUACCAUUGGCGAGUAUUGCCACAGGGCCUCAAAUGCUCGCCCACCAUCUGCCAGCGGGUUCGAGCUGCGAGAAGAUAAGAUUCAAAAGAUGCCACCCUGGAAGUACCUGGGCUUGGAAAUUACCAAGCGGACUAUUACUCCGCAAAAAUUGGCCAUCAAAAACAAAAUUCGGACCCUAGCAGACGUCCAGCAGCUGUGCGGUUCUUUGAACUGGGUGAGGCCAUGGCUAGGCAUCACAAACAGAGACCUAAAUGCGCCCGGGCUGGUCCGGCAGUUCCACCUCACUCGGGACCAAGCCAGAGCCAUUGUGGCCACCUGCCCGUCCUGCAAGUCGCUCCCCCUGCCAUCGGAGACACAGGAAUCUUUCGUUAGUUUCGUAGACAGGUUGUACAAGGCAGCUGAAUCGCAGGUGCCAGAGGACGGAUUGAGGCAGGGCAUGGUGAAGCAGAUCGCCCUGCAGAAUGCCAACGAGGCCUGCCGACAGGCGAUGCUGAGCCUGCCCCUCGACCCAGAGCCAACGCUCCAAGACAUGCUGGACGUGUUGGCUCUAACCGAACCCCUACUGCUCAGGGACAGCAAUUGGCACUUUGUCACAGUGGACACACAGGACCCAGGGACCUGGAGAAAACUCCACAGUAAGUACAUCGUCCUUGGGGACACAAAAUACACGCCACUCGACAUCACUAUCGCACCCAAUUUGACACCUGCAAACCCUAAACAUCUGGUGCUGUGGCUGCACUGUGCUCACCCGCCAGUCUACCUUCCCAAAGGGCAAAUCAUCGCCCAGGCCAUACCUGUAUCUGGGGCCCCUGUCUACCCAGAAGACCUGUGGAGGAAAUCCGCAAAGCAGAUCUACGAGGUGUGUCAGGCCCAGGUGAUUGGGAAAGAUAGACCCAAAAUUGAGUGUUACAUAUGGAAUGGCGGUGAGCACAAGUGGCUUAACGGCCUCUUGGACACAGGGGCGGAUGUCACAGUCAUUCCCUCACGGGAUUGGCCGUCGCGUUGGGAGUUGCAAGACGUGGCUGGACACAUUCAAGGUGUCGGAGGGGCACAAUUGGCAAAACAGUCAAAAAACAUCAUCAAAUUUGAGGGGCCAAACAGACAGACAGCUUACCUGCGUCCGUUUGUUCUGGAUUACACGGAGCCCCUGUGGGGAAGGGACCUGAUGGCCCGGGGGGGGGUCUCAUUGACCAUUCCUACCCCCCAGGUUUUUCGGGCAGCGGUCACUGAGGAGCGUCCUACCCAAAAGUUAAAUUGGCUCUCUGAUGUUCCAAUCUGGGUAGAGCAGUGGCCGCUCAAUAAACAAAAAUUGAAAGCGCUCCAAAAACUCGUGGCAGAACAACUUGCCAAGGGACAUAUCCAAGAAACAACAUCUCCUUGGAAUUCCCCCAUCUUUGUCCUGAAAAAACCAGGCAAAGACGAAUGGCGGUUGCUUCACGACCUCCGUGCCAUCAACAAUGUGAUCGAAAAUAUGGGUCCACUCCAACCAGGGAUGCCGUCCCCCACAAUGUUACCCAAAGAUUGGGAAUUGGCUGUGAUUGACAUCAAAAAUUGCUUCUUUCAUAUCCCCCUCCACCCAGACGAUGCACCACGUUUUGCCUUCUCGGUUCCGUCCCUUAACCGAGAAGCCCCAAUGGAGCGGUACCAUUGGCGAGUAUUGCCACAGGGCCUCAAAUGCUCGCCCACCAUCUGCCAGCGGGUUCGAGCUGCGAGAAGAUAAGAUUCAAAAGAUGCCACCCUGGAAGUACCUGGGCUUGGAAAUUACCAAGCGGACUAUUACUCCGCAAAAAUUGGCCAUCAAAAACAAAAUUCGGACCCUAGCAGACGUCCAGCAGCUGUGCGGUUCUUUGAACUGGGUGGGGCCAUGGCUAGGCAUCACAAACAGAGACCUAGCCCCUCUUUUCGAUUUAUUGAAAGGGGGGGAGGAGCCGAGUUCUCCCAGGGAACUCACCCC